Ostertagia ostertagi is the source of this 342-nucleotide messenger RNA. The record is from the annotation of a GenBank genome assembly. NCBI's taxonomy places the organism in Eukaryota, Metazoa, Nematoda, Chromadorea, Rhabditida, Trichostrongylidae.
AUGCUGAUUCCUAGCAAAAAUCGAAAAGCCAUCUAUGAGUACCUCUUCAAUGAGGGAGUUGCCGUCGCUAAGAAAGACUUCAACCUCAAACAGCACCCAAAUAUUCCAGGAGUGACCAAUUUGGAGGUUAUCAAGGCUUUAAAGAGUUUGGCUUCUCGUGAGCUUGUCAAAGAGCAGUUCGCGUGGCGUCAUUAUUAUUGGUACCUGACCGAUGAGGGUAUCGCUCAUUUGAGGGAGGUGUUGAAUCUGCCGGCCGAGAUUGUUCCUUCAACUGUUAAGAGCAAGCCAAGAGACAUCCGUGCGCCCACAGACAUCCGAGAACGUAUUCCUCGCGCUGGUUAG